AAUGAUAUGAAAGAGGCGCCGGAACCAUUUAGGGUAAAGCUGUGCAACGACAAUCUCUCUUCUCGGUGACUACCAUCCAAACGAAAGUAUCGAAGGCGAAAGGGAACAGUUGGCAUGCAAUCUCUGUACCCUUUCUUGUAACUCGAUAGUAAAUCCAGUUUAUCUUCUGUUCUAUUAUGCCCACUAUGGCUACUGAAAAAUCAAGCGUUUCAUUGGCUGAAGAAAUCAAAAUCCAAGCUAAUGAAGCUUUUAAAGCCAAUAAGUUUUCUCAAGCAAUUGAUUUGUAUACACAAGCAAUCGAGAUAAACGGUGAAAAUGCUGUAUAUUGGGCGAAUCGAGCUUUGGCUCACACUAAGUUAGAGGAGUAUGGUAGCGCAAUCCAGGAUGCAUCCAAGGCUGUUGAGAUUGACCCCAAGUAUUCUAAGGGUUAUUACCGGCGAGGUGCUGCAUAUCUUGCAAUGGGAAAGUUUAAAGAUGCUCUCAAAGAUUUUCAACAGGUAAAGAGAAUAUCUCCAAAUGAUCCAGAUGCUUCAAAGAAAUUGAAGGAAUGUGAGAAAGCUGUUAUGAAGCUCAAGUUUGAAGAAGCAAUCUCUGUACCUACUUCUGAACAACACUCAGUAGCUGAAUCUAUUGACUACCGAACCAUAGAUGUGGAGCCACAGUAUACUGGAGCAAGAAUAGAGGGAGAUGUGGUAACUUUAGAUUUUGUGAAGAAAAUGAUGGAUGACUUCAAGAAUCAGAAAUGCUUACAUAAACGGUAUGCCUUCCAGAUUGUUCUACAAACGAGGGAAAUCCUAAUGGCAUUACCUUCUCUUGUUGACAUAAAUGUUCCAAAUGAAAAACACUUCACUGUUUGUGGUGAUGUUCAUGGUCAAUUCUUUGACCUUAUCAACAUCUUUGAACUCAAUGGCCUCCCUUCAGACGAAAAUCCUUAUCUCUUCAAUGGUGACUUUGUUGACCGUGGCUCCUUCUCUUUAGAAGUUAUUCUCACACUGUUUGCCUUCAAGUGUAUGUCUCCAUCAGCCAUACAUCUUGCUAGAGGAAACCAUGAAAGCAAAAGCAUGAACAAGAUUUAUGGGUUUGAGGGAGAGGUUAGGUCAAAACUGAGUGAUAAAUUUGUGGAGCUUUUUGCUGAGGUUUUCUGUUAUUUACCAUUAGCCCAUGUUAUAAAUCACAAAAUAUUUGUGGUUCAUGGGGGUCUCUUUAGUACGGAUGGUGUCAAGCUCUCUGACAUUAGAGCUAUUGAUCGCUUCUGUGAGCCUCCAGAGGAAGGGUUGAUGUGUGAGAUAUUAUGGAGUGAUCCACAACCUAACCCUGGUAGAGGACCAAGCAAACGUGGUGUAGGUCUCUCUUUUGGUGGAGAUGUAACAAAAAGGUUCUUGAAGGAUAAUAAUCUAGAUUUGGUUGUGCGAUCUCAUGAGGUGAAAGAUGAAGGGUACGAAAUUGAACAUGAUGGAAAACUCAUCACUGUUUUCUCUGCUCCAAACUAUUGUGACCAGAUGGGAAACAAGGGUGCUUUUAUUCGAUUUGAGGCCCCCACCAUGGAGCCCAAGAUUGUCACAUUUUCAGCUGUGCCACAUCCUGAUGUGAAGCCAAUGGCAUAUGCAAGCAAUUUCCUGCGCAUGUUCUCUUAGGGUUGGUUUUUGAUUGGUGAAGAUGAUUGGAUGAAGUGAAAUGGUUUCUCUAAUCUACAAUUGCACAUAUUGCAUGAAACUUCUGGGACACGUGCUGGUUUUGUUUUUACCCUCUUUUUGUUAAUUUUACGUGUUUCCAUUUAUAGUUAAUGUAAUGGAAAAUCAGGGUUGCAUGAAUUAAGAUUAAGGACGUUUUGUAUAAUGUGUUUCUGUUUGUUUUAACCCUGUAUUUAUUAUCAAUUUUUUAGAAACUUUGGUUUUUUAUCGUUUCUUUUUAAACCCCCAAGACACCAAUUGAAUUGUGUAGAACAAUAAAGAAAUUAUGCUUACUUACUUUGUCUUUGGAAUGUUAGAAUUUGAAGCACUCAAGGUUAUGUGAGGUUUUAAAAUUCUGAUUAGUGAAAUAAUGUCUAGAUAUUGUAUGUAUUAUUGGAUUAAUGAUUGUGCUUUGGAUA
Lactuca virosa is the source of this 2089-nucleotide messenger RNA. NCBI's taxonomy places the organism in Eukaryota, Viridiplantae, Streptophyta, Magnoliopsida, Asterales, Asteraceae. The record is from the annotation of a GenBank genome assembly.